Messenger RNA from Dipodomys ordii (Ord's kangaroo rat), 4635 nucleotides. It is a transcript of the gene Abtb2, whose product is annotated as ankyrin repeat and BTB (POZ) domain containing 2. The coding region runs from base 431 to 3520 and encodes 1029 amino acids. NCBI's taxonomy places the organism in Eukaryota, Metazoa, Chordata, Mammalia, Rodentia, Heteromyidae. The transcript is spliced from 17 exons. Gene Ontology annotation, molecular function: protein heterodimerization activity. The record is from RefSeq and is a predicted model, not a curated record.
AGAAGUUUGCCGAGUGCUUUUCACGCCGGCUGGUGCGGGACUCGCCCUGCGCCCCAGCGCUCCGCGCCGCCUCCUCCGGCUACCGCCGCCUCGUUCUCCCGGGGAUCCCUUGUCUUUGGAAGACGGACGCUCGGCGGGCGGGAAGUGGAGGUGGACCAGGACGAGUGCCCGGGAGGCGCGGCGGGGAACCAUUCCACUGACAGCUCCGCGUCGGGCACCCCGCGGGGUGCGUGGCGCUCCGGCUCGCGGCGAACCUCGCCGGCCUUCUCGCCGCCGCCGCCGGGCGGGCCGGCGAUGCAGCCUCCGAGUCCCGGGACUCCGGGGAGAGCCUAGAGCUCGCCCUCUGCCCGGUCGGGGCGAGGAGGAGGAGGCCAUGGAGUGGUGAGCGCCCCCGACCCCGGAUCGGCGAGGCCGCCCGCGGCAGGCUCCCAUGGCCGGGACGUACAGCUCCACUUUGAAAACGCUGGAGGACUUGACCUUGGACUCCGGGUAUGGGGCGGGGGACUCGUGCCGCUCGCUCAGCCUGUCGUCCUCCAAGUCCAACUCGCAGGCGCUCAACUCUUCGGCGCAGCAGCACCGCGGGGCGGCCUGGUGGUGCUACUCGGGCUCCAUGAACAGUCGCCACAACAGCUGGGACACGGUGAACACGGUGCUGCCCGAGGAUCCCGAAGUGGCCGACCUCUUCUCGCGCUGCCCGCGGCUCCCCGAGCUGGAGGAGUUCCCCUGGACCGAGGGAGACGUGGCCCGGGUACUCCGCAAAGGCGCCGGCGGGGGCCGGCGGAUGCCCGCCUUCUCCUCCGAGGCGGUGCGGCGCCUGGCGGGGCUGCUGCGCCGGGCGCUCAUCCGCGUGGCCCGCGAGGCGCAGCGCCUGAGCGUGCUGCACGCCAAGUGCACCCGCUUCGAGGUGCAGAGCGCCGUGCGCCUGGUGCACAGCUGGGCGCUGGCCGAGAGCUGCGCGCUGGCCGCCGUCAAGGCGCUGUCGUUGUACAGCAUGAGCGCGGGCGACGGGCUGCGGCGGGGCAAGUCGGCCCGCUGCGGCCUCACCUUCUCCGUGGGCCGUUUCUUCCGCUGGAUGGUGGACACUCGCAUCUCCGUGCGCAUCCACGAGUACGCAGCCAUCUCGCUCACCGCCUGCAUGGAGAACCUGGUGGAGGAGAUCCGGGCCAGGGUGUUGGCCAGCCAGAGCCCCGACGGUGGCGGCGGUGGAGGGGCGGGAGGUGGAGAGGUAUCAGCGGAAGCCUUGGAGAUGGUCAUCAACAACGAUGCGGAGCUGUGGGGCGUCCUGCAGCCCUACGAGCACCUCAUCUGCGGCAAGAACGCCAACGGCGUCCUCUCUCUGCCUGCCUACUUCAGUCCCUACAAUGGCGGGUCCCUGGGCCACGAUGAGCGUGCGGACGCCUAUGCUCAGCUGGAGUUGCGGACCCUGGAGCAAUCUCUCCUGGCCACAUGUGUGGGCAGCAUCUCGGAACUGAGUGACCUGGUCUCCAGAGCUAUGCACCACAUGCAAGGGCGCCACCCACUGUGUGCAGGCACCAGCCCUGCCCGCCAGGCCCGCCAGCCGCCGCAGCCCAUCACCUGGUCCCCCGAUGCUCUCCACACCCUCUACUACUUCCUGCGCUGUCCACAGAUGGAGUCCAUGGAGAACCCCAACUUGGACCCCCCAAGAAUGACCCUGAACAAUGAAAGGCCCUUCAUGCUGCUGCCGCCGCUGAUGGAGUGGAUGCGCGUGGCCAUCACCUAUGCCGAGCACCGCCGCAGCCUCACGGUGGACAGUGGGGACAUCCGGCAGGCAGCCCGGCUGCUGCUGCCCGGCCUGGACUGCGAGCCCCGACAGCUCAAACCUGAAUGCUGCUUCAGUUCCUUCCGGAGGCUGGACGCCCGAGCUGCCACGGAAAGAUUCAACCAGGACCUGGGCUUCCGCAUGCUCAACUGCGGGAGGACGGACCUCAUCAGCCAGGCCAUCGAGGCCUUGGGCCCAGACGGGGUGAAUACCAUGGACGACCAGGGUAUGACACCACUGAUGUAUGCCUGUGCUGCUGGGGAUGAAGCCAUGGUCCAGAUGUUGAUUGAUGCCGGAGCAAACUUGGACAUCCAGGUUCCAAGCAACUCUCCCAGACACCCCUCCAUCCACCCCGACAGCAGGCACUGGACCUCACUAACAUUUGCUGUAUUGCACGGACACAUCUCUGUAGUGCAGUUGCUGCUGGACGCUGGUGCCCACGUGGAAGGAUCGGCAGUGAACAGCGGCGAGGACAGCUACGCGGAGACGCCCCUGCAGCUGGCCUCUGCGGCCGGGAACUACGAGCUCGUGAGCCUGCUGCUGAGCCGAGGUGCCGACCCCCUCCUCAGCAUGCUGGAAGCCAACGGCAUGGCCUCCUCCCUCCACGAGGACAUGAACUGCUUCAGCCACUCGGCCGCCCACGGCCACAGGAAUGUCCUAAGGAAGCUCCUGACUCAGCCGCAGCAAGCCAAAGCGGAUGUGCUGUCCCUGGAGGAGAUCCUGGCGGAGGGAGUCGAGGAAAGCGACACUUCGAGCCAGGGCAGCGGCAGCGAGGGCCCCUUGCGGCUGAGCCGGACCCGCACCAAAGCGCUGCAGGAGGCCAUGUACUACAGCGCUGAGCAUGGCUACGUGGACAUUACCAUGGAGCUGAGGGCCCUGGGCGUCCCCUGGAAGCUGCACAUCUGGAUCGAGUCCCUGCGAACCUCCUUCUCCCAGUCCCGGUACUCGGUGGUGCAGAGCCUCCUGCGGGACUUCAGCUCCAUUAAGGAGGAAGAGUACAACGAGGAGUUGGUGACCGAGGGCUUGCAGCUCAUGUUCGACAUCCUCAAGACCAGCAAGAACGACUCCGUCAUCCAGCAGCUGGCCACCAUCUUCACACACUGCUACGGCACCAGCCCCAUCCCCAGCAUCCCAGAAAUCCGGAAGACCCUGCCCGCCAGGCUAGAUCCUCACUUUCUAAACAACAAGGAGAUGUCAGAUGUAUCCUUCCUCGUGGAGGGGAAGCUGUUUUAUGCACACAAAGUCCUGCUGGUGACCGCUUCUAACAGAUUCAAGACACUAAUGACCAAUAAAUCGGAACAUGAUGGAGACAGCAGCAAAACGAUUGAGAUCAGCGACAUGAAGUACCACAUUUUUCAGCUGAUGAUGCAGUAUCUGUACUAUGGCGGGACAGAGUCCAUGGAAAUCCCUACUGCUGACAUCUUGGAGCUGCUGUCAGCCGCCAGCCUGUUCCAGCUGGAUGCCCUGCAGAGACACUGCGAGAUCCUGUGCUCCCAGACGCUCAGCGUGGAGAGCGCCGUGAACACCUACAAAUAUGCCAAGAUCCACAACGCCCCUGAACUGGCCCUGUUCUGUGAGGGCUUCUUCCUCAAGCACAUGAAGGCCCUCUUGGAGCAGGAUGCCUUCCGGCAGCUCAUCUACAGUCGCAGCAGCAAAGUACAGGGGCUGGAUCCACUGCAGGACCUGCAGAGCACCCUGGCCGAGCGUGUACAUUCUGUCUAUGUCACCUCCCGAGUGUGAGAUGGGGGCGGGGGGGCGCCUUAGACCUUCUAGGAGCCAAGCUCCUUCCCCAGGGCCCUCACCACUGGUGGUGAUCUAUCCUUGGGUAGAUAGAUGCCCGAGCCUGUUUGCCCCAUCAGUGACUGACAAGGCAGGGUAUGAUCAAAAGGUGACCUAUGUCUGCAACUUCAUAGGAUUUGCACCUUGAGGUUCACUCUAUGGCUCCUGCAUGCUCAGCAGCAGGUCUUGAUCCACCUGGGUUCAGUUCACCCCACCCAAGAGAGGCUCUUGGGAGUGUGGGCAUCCCUAAGAAUGUAUAGAAUGUCAUCUCUCUGCACCCCAGACAACUGAAUGCAAAAACUUGCAUUUAGUUUCUCAAAUGUCACAGAGGAAGGCUGCCCAAAUCGUGGGCCCACCCUCCAGGUUGUGCCUUUGAAAGGCCUAAGCUAAGGGCCUGGCACUGAGUCUGCCUCCCUCCCCCUUCAGGGCUGCUAACGUUCGUCUAGGCUCUCAAGGCCAGGGUGUAAGAGGGUACAGCAUAGGAGUUUGGGGGCAUCAGCUCUUGCUGCUGUAGCUCAGGGCCAAAGGAAAGGAACCUCAGGCUGGACUUCGGCCGCCUCUGUGAGCUGGGGUAACAGUACUUCCACAUUCCCCGGGCUCAGUCUCGAGUGCAAGGUUCUUUUAACUCAGGACUGGACAGAGGGUCACACCCUCACUGGGACUGGAACCUUGGGCAUAGAAGUCCCAGCACUGGUGGGAGGGAAGAGCUAAAGAAGACCAUCACCACAUCCCAGCCCUGCCUCCCCUUGCAGUCUUGGCUCCUUACCAACUGGCCUGUUUAUAGACCGGACACUGGGACAGCAUCAGGACAGCUUGCUCUAGGUGCCGCCUGGCUGCACUGUAGAAAUUAUUUAUUCAUCAGAAGACCUGGGCAAUUCAGGAGAUGUCUCUUGGAUCACCUUGAAACUCCCCCAGGGACUUAACAUUUUUGGAAAAUAUUUUCAACUAGUGCUUGAGCUGGAUGUACAAAGAAUAGGUGUUAUUUUAUUGCUGUAAUAUUGUAUGAUACUGUAACAUUAAUGUCACUUACUGUAAAUGUACUAUGGUUUUAUUAACAAUAAACACAAUAACAAUGA